AUGACCUUUCAGCAGGAGCUCAAUUCCUGGUGGUUUCCCAAAGCGCUGACUACGUUUCCGGUGCCAGAAGUCGGUGAGAAGGCUCCUGUUUCGUCGAAAUUACCACUGCCCAACCAAAAUGGGAAGCCUACGGUUAUAGCAUUCCUUCGUCACUGCGGAUGUCCUUACAUCCUCUCGCCCCUCUUCUUCCUGCUUACUUUCGUCCCAGUUGCCGAGAAAACCUUUCAAGAACUACGCAAAUUGGCAGGAAAGCAUCCAGAAAUCAACUUUGUUGCUGUCUCUCAUUCCGACGAAGAAGCGACUGAAAAGUGGGUCAUUUCAGUCGGUGGCGAGUGGGAUGUUCAUGUUGUAGUCGAUGCAGAGAGAGAACUCUACGCGCAAUGGGGAUUGGGAGUUGCAAGUACUUGGCAUGUGCUCAAUCCUUGGUCAAUGUAUUCUGUCUAUCAGCUCGGAAAGAAAGAAAACAUAUGGAACCUGCCUACAGAAAGCGGCAGUCGCUGGCAAACAUCUGGGAGCUUCGCCGUUGAUGGAGAUGGAGCUGUCAGAUGGACUGGGGUAGCGAAAGCUGCUGAUAGCAUUCCUGACUUUCGGGAUGCGCUCAAGGCGUUGGGGAUUGAGGUAUGA
Messenger RNA from Lachnellula hyalina, 624 nucleotides. RefSeq lists its product as uncharacterized. The coding region runs from base 1 to 624 and encodes 207 amino acids. Lineage: Eukaryota; Fungi; Ascomycota; Leotiomycetes; Helotiales; Lachnaceae. The transcript has 2 exons. The record is from RefSeq and is a predicted model, not a curated record.